Messenger RNA from Eucalyptus grandis, 803 nucleotides. Its product is annotated as 60S ribosomal protein L24-like. The record is from RefSeq and is a predicted model, not a curated record. NCBI's taxonomy places the organism in Eukaryota, Viridiplantae, Streptophyta, Magnoliopsida, Myrtales, Myrtaceae. Gene Ontology annotation, cellular component: cytosolic large ribosomal subunit. Gene Ontology annotation, biological process: cytoplasmic translation. The transcript has 5 exons. Bases 123 to 620 code for a protein of 165 amino acids. Gene Ontology annotation, molecular function: structural constituent of ribosome; mRNA binding.
CAUUAAAGCCCAUUUAGCUUCUUUUUCUCCGCUAUUAAGGCUUGGCGAUUAGGGUUUCCUCUCUACCCUGCAGAAGCGGCGAGGCAGAAGCUCCAUCUCCACCAUCUCCUGUCGCCGGCGCCAUGGUCCUCAAGACUGAGCUUUGCCGCUUCAGCGGUGCCAAGAUUUACCCUGGCAGGGGAAUCAGAUUUAUCCGCUCGGAUUCCCAGGUUUUCCUCUUCGUCAACUCGAAAUGCAAGAGGUACUUCCACAACCGCUUGAAGCCGUCAAAGCUCACGUGGACUGCCAUGUACCGGAAGCAGCACAAGAAGGAUAUUGCUGCUGAGGCUGUGAAGAAGAAGCGCCGUGCCACCAAGAAGCCGUAUUCCAGGUCCAUAGUCGGUGCCACCUUGGAAGUCAUUCAGAAGAAGAGAGCUGAGAAGCCAGAAGUUCGAGAUGCUGCACGUGAGGCUGCUCUGAGGGAAAUUAAGGAAAGGAUCAAGAAGACGAAGGAUGAGAAGAAGGCGAAGAAGGCUGAAACGAUGGCCAAGUCCUCGAAGUCACAAUCCAAGGGAGCCAUGCCCAAGGGUGCUGGACCUUCUAAGGGCCCUAAGCUUGGAGGUGGCGGCGGAAAACGUUGAAUUCCCGUUUAAACUUCUAGAUUACCUACUGUUUGUUUUGAUUUCUGUCUCAAUUGAGCAGUAUAUUUUGUCAAAUCUUUGCGGUAUCUUCUGUCGGAACCGCUUAGUUUUUGUUUAGUGCAAGUUUUGACAGUGCUGUAAACUGAAUUAUCAGUUGAAAGUUUGGGCUUCUGAUUUUGCUUA